This is a messenger RNA of Myotis davidii, 1975 nucleotides long. It is a transcript of the gene IRX6, whose product is annotated as iroquois homeobox 6. The coding region runs from base 293 to 1759 and encodes 488 amino acids. The record is from RefSeq and is a predicted model, not a curated record. Gene Ontology annotation, biological process: regulation of transcription by RNA polymerase II; cell development; neuron differentiation. Lineage: Eukaryota; Metazoa; Chordata; Mammalia; Chiroptera; Vespertilionidae. Gene Ontology annotation, molecular function: DNA-binding transcription factor activity, RNA polymerase II-specific; RNA polymerase II cis-regulatory region sequence-specific DNA binding. Gene Ontology annotation, cellular component: nucleus. The transcript is spliced from 6 exons.
GCGCCUCGCCUCACCUGGCCUCGCCACCGCGCGCCUUUGGGAACUCGCAUCCUCUCCCUUCCCCGGCUCAUCCAUGGGCCCUUCUGUCUUCCGGACCUCGGGAGCCGGUGGAGCGCCUUCUAGAGCGCAGGGCUUGGCGUCCGGUCUGCCCUCGGCUCUGCCUCCAGUAACGCCGAGCGGGCGGAGGACCCGACGCUGGGCACCCGCAGCCGCUUAAGGAACUGAGGCAGGACCGCGGGGGCUGAGGCGGGAACAAGCUAAAGAAGAGGAAGGCGAGCCAGGCACAGCCACCAUGGCCUUCCCGCACUUUGGUCACCCGUAUGGCAGCGCUUCCCAGUUUCUGGUGUCGGCAAAUUCCAGCGCCACUUGCUGCGAAUCCUCCCCAAGCUCUGUCCCAGACGUGGCCUCGGGCUCCACCCCGGCGGCGGCGGCUCUCUGCUUAGCACCCUACGAUAGCCGGCUGCUGGGCAGUGCACGGCCGGAGCUGGGCACAGCCUUGGGCAUCUAUGGAGCCCCCUACGCGGCCGCUGCAGCUGCCCAGAGCUACCCUGGGUACCUGCCCUACAGCCCGGAGCCACCCUCGCUGUAUGGGGCGCUGAACGCACAGUAUGAAUUUAAGGAGACUGCAGGGAACUUCACACCCAGCCUGUCACAACCAGGAGCCUAUUGUCCCUAUGAGCCAACUCUGGGGCAAUACCCCUAUGACCGGUACGGCAGCGCGGUGGAGUUGACUGGUGCCGGGCGCAGGAAGAAUGCCACCCGGGAAACCACGAGCACGCUCAAGGCCUGGCUCCAGGAGCACCGCAGGAACCCCUACCCCACCAAGGGCGAGAAGAUCAUGCUGGCCAUCAUCACCAAGAUGACCCUCACCCAGGUGUCCACCUGGUUCGCCAACGCGCGCCGGCGCCUCAAGAAGGAGAACAAGAUGACCUGGGCGCCCAAGAACAAAGGCGGGGAGGAGAGGAAGGCGGAAGAUGGGGCCGAGGAGUCACUGGGCUGCCUACACAGUGGCGACACCAAAGACCUCGCUGCGAGCCGGGAAGCUCGGGGAUUCCGGCUGAGUGACCCGGAGGACCUGGAGGAAGAAGAGGGGGAGGAGGAGGAGGAAGAGGAAGAAGAGGAGGCAGCGGUCCCAGCUACGGACAGGCUUGCUGAGUUCCAGAUGGACGCGCAGGCUCGGGCGACGCCAUGCGCUGCAGCUCCAAUGGGCCGGCGGGAGCGCAGGGAGUGCGGCCUGGGGGCGCCCCGCUUCUCUUUAAAUGAGCCCCCGGGAUCGGGAGACGCUGACUUCCUCCAGGCGGAGCCAGGGGCCCCCACGCUGACCACGCACUACCCCUGCAGCCAGAAGCCGCGCAUCUGGUCUCUGGCGCACACGGCCACGGCCAGCGCUGUCCAAGGGGCACCACCCACCCCGCCCAAGCCGCGGAGCCCCGAGUGCUGCCUGAUUGAGCCCGGCCGCGUAGCCAAAGUCUUUGGGAAGCCCCCGUUUGCGAUGCAGGGGCUGCCCCUGAGCUGCGCCCCGUGCCCGCGGCGGAGGGAGCCCGCAGGGCAGUGCCAGUACCCGUCGGGAGCAGAAGGUAGUGGGCCCCCAAUGGCGCUGGGACUGUGUCCAAAAGAUGCCUGCCUGUGCGCUGCCCAGCCAUGGCACGCCCUCUCAGACCCUUGGGCACGGCCGGGGUCCACCUGGCAGGAGAUGGUCCCACAGCACUCUUUGAAACGGAAGCUUAGAGACAGCGGUUCUAGCGGUCCCUCAUUUUAAAGCCAAAUAAUAGUAAUAAGCUCCGAGUGAGACAGUGACGUGCCUGGGGUCACCUAGAAAGACACUGAGGAGAUGGGCAACCCACCCCUCUGCACUGGCACCCAGUGACCUGCCAAAUGCACCAGGUGGGCACCAUCACGACCCUCUGGCACAGAUGCCCAGGCCCCCUGCCCGCCCUUCGGAGGAGGGCAGUGAGCCCCUGCCAUGCUAGGGCUG